UAGGGAGAGGAAGAGGUUUGAAGCAAUUGAAAUGCAGAAGUUGAGGAAGACAGCUACGAGGCGGUGCCGGAACUGUUUGAGUCCAUAUAGAGAUCAGAACCCUGGUGGGGGUCGGUUUAUGUGUUUUAAUUGUGGUCAUGUUUCUAAGAGACCGGUUUUAGACUUGCCUGUGCCACCCGGAUUGGGGAUUUCAAAUUCCAGUAUAGUGAAGGACUUGGUUGGAAAAGGUGGCAAGAUAUUAAAUAGCAAGGUUUGGUCUGAAAAUGGGUGGAUGUGUGGUCAGGAAUGGUUGGAGAAUGGUAAUUGGGUUGGUGGAUCUAUUCCAGGUAAUCCUAGCAACUGGAGGACGAAUGGAAAUGGUGGUCUUUUUGGAGGAGAUGAGCAUUGUUUGACAGAGAGAUCAUACUGUGGUAUUUUGUUUUUGGUUUGCAAGCUUUUGACAUCUUUUUUCUUGAGCAUUAGAUGGCUCUGGAGAAAGACUUUUAGAAUUAGUUCAAGGGAAGAGUGUUCGUCUGAUGCUGAACAUAGGGCACUCUUAGCAAAACGAGGUGAGAAUGGGGCAAGCCUUAAUGAAAGUAGAGGAGAAAAAGCACGUAGGAAAGCUGAGGAGAAAAGGCAGGCUAGGCUAGAAAAAGAACUUUUGGAGGAGGAAGAGAGGAAACAGAGGGAGGAGGUUGCAAGGUUAGUAGAGGAGCGUAGGAAACUGAGAGACGAGAAAGUGGAAGCUGAGAAAGAUCACAGCAGAUCAUCAAAUCUCAGUAAGGAGAAAGACCGUAGGAAGGAUGCUGAAAGGAAGCGUCAGGAAAAAAGAAAAGAGAAAGAUAAAGGGUCUAGUAAGAGCAACUCUGAUGUUGAAGAAUUGGAAAGAAGAGCUGGCAAGGAAAGUGAACGGAAGCGGGACUUUGACAAAAAGAGUGAAAUAGAUCGUAGAGAGCAUCAGAAAUCUGGGUUAGAUAGUGGCAAGGGACAGAGUACCGACAAUGCACAUACUAAAAGUGUCACUUCAAACAAUUAUAACCGAGGAGGUACUGGAACAAGGUAUCUUGACCGCAUGCGUGGAACAAUUUUGUCCUCUUCAAAAGCAUUUGGUUUUGGCAGGGGUACUAAUAUUCCUAGCACUGGGGUGAAAGAAAACAAGUUUAGUAGUUCUGUAGAUCAUGUUCAUACUUCUGCCAGCAGGAGAGAAAUAGGCCUUCAUGAGCGUUCAGCUGCAAAACCCAAUUUAAAUGGAGAUGAUAAGAAUAUCAAUCACUCUGUAAUCCCUGAACCACAGCCAUGGACAGCAGCACCUAAAAAGUCAUGGCAGCAAUUAUUUACUCGAUCUUCACCUGUUCCUCAAUCUUCAAAUGUAAUAUGUAGACCAAAUUCCAAAGUUCAAGCAGAAGUCAAAAGCCCUCAGUUAUCUGGCCAGUCACCAGUUACAAAAUCAUUUAAUAAUCCUAUUCAGUUUGGUCUUCCAUCACCAUUUAAUAUUUCUACCCAUGCAAGUGGACCAACCAGUAUUAGUCUAGGUUUUUCUCCUCCAAUUGAACCAUUUUUUUCUCCAGUUGGAAAUACAUCACAUGACUUUAGACAAGAGGAUCAAGAGCUUUUUGAAGACCCCUGUUAUGUUCCUGAUCCAGUAUCCUUGCUUGGGCCUGUUUCUGAGUCACUUGAUAAUUUUCAGUUGGACUUGGGAACUGGCUUUGGGACAGACAAAGAAGUGGCAAAACCUCAUUCUCUAAAAAGCAUGUCUGCUGGUUCUGAUGUUAAUAAGCUAUCUCCAAUUGAGUCCCCUUCAUCCCGAGAAAAGCAUAGCUUUUCUAAUUGGUUUCCCAGUACCCCCAAUGACCAAGACAAGCAUGGUUUUCCUCUGGACGAUGCAUCUGCUAAUGAGAAGGGAACAUGGCAGAUGUGGAGCUGA
Cajanus cajan (pigeon pea) is the source of this 1903-nucleotide messenger RNA. The record is from RefSeq and is a predicted model, not a curated record. Lineage: Eukaryota; Viridiplantae; Streptophyta; Magnoliopsida; Fabales; Fabaceae.